AUGGUGGCGAUCGGUACCUACAAUGCACGUACACUUGCAUCCGAGUCCUCGAUAGAGGGCUUGUUCAUGCAAGCAAGAAGGAUAAAAUACGACUUCAUCGGGCUAGCCGAGACGAGAAGACGCCACCCAUUCAACGUCGUCUAUGACACCGUAGAAGUGUUCCUCGGAGCAUCCGACAGUAGAGGAGUCAGCAGCGUCGGCGUUCUCGCCAACACGAGUUUGUCCAUGAACAUCGAUUCAUUCGAACAACUUACAACCUGA
Molecule: messenger RNA, 261 nt
Organism: Angiostrongylus costaricensis
Lineage: Eukaryota; Metazoa; Nematoda; Chromadorea; Rhabditida; Metastrongylidae
Source: the annotation of a GenBank genome assembly